UCAAAUCACUAUGGCCUAAUUUUUCAGGCGAAUUGUCGACAGCCAACCGGGCGGUCCCGUCGAACUAAUUACCAUACGUUAGGGGGCGGUCUUGCCUCAGAGAAAAUUGUCUCAAAAAUUCCUCGGUGCUGAGACCAGGCGUUGCCUUGGCGAACUGGUCGAUCCUGUAAACAUUUCUCUUGAGUCGCACUUUGUAUCGAAGCAGCCAUUCGAUUCGUUCUGUACACACGCUGUGUAGUCGGUCGCGCAUAUCCUGCCCUCGCUAGAUUCCGCAACCCACGUGGCUGCUGUAGAAAGCACCAUGUAUCCUGCCAUCGUACUCGUGUCUUUUGCUGUGAGUUGGGCGAUACAGGACGUUAUCGCUCCCGUGUUGUCAGCCAAGCUGUCGUCUGCGUACCGCAGUCUUUCUGCCAAGGAUAGGGUUGACUGGGACAACAGGAUCCUAUCCACCUGCGCCUCCAUUGUGCUGGGAGCCAUAGCCUUGUGCGGAUUUCUCAGGGACAGCGGACUCAAGCCGGAUGUUGUCAGAUACGAGUCGCCCUACAUGAAAGUCGCGUGUGCAAUAGUGGUGGGGUACGCAGUUGCAGAUCUGAUCAUCAUCGCGGUACGUUACCGGUACCUGGCCACGCCUCUCAUGAUCCUGCAUCACGUGCUCACGGCGGCAACAUGCAUCGUGUGCGGGUUGAUGAGUCCUCUCGCCCACUUCUAUGGCAAUAUGCAGUUGUUAGCCGAGUUGUCAAACCCUCUACUGCACCUAAGGCGCCUGUUGACACUCUCUGGAUGGUCCUACACCUCCCCUCCCCACGUCAUGACCAGCCUGGCGUUCAUGACCACGUUCUUCCUGGUGCGGGUGGCGACCAUCCCGGUCUGCUGGUACGGCUGGGUCUACCUUCUCAUGCCGCAGCCGGAGUACGGUCGGGCCGAGUACGCCGCAGCCUGGAGGAUCGCCAUCGCGCUGGGCAUCGUGCUACACACCUUGUACUUGUACUGGUUCUACACGAUAUGCCGAAUGGCCAAACGGUCUAUAGAAUCGUUGCGAAAAGAGCUAGCGAAAACUAAGUAAAAAUAUAUUCUAUAGCCUCGUUUGCCAGGCGUUGGUCUGACCAUGCUGACAAAAGCGGGUUGGAAACUGCUGGUUAUCAGCCCGGACCAAUGCCCGGAUACCGAGGCUAGCGCUAGUAUCAUUGUAUAGAGACUUUGAAAAUGAACGGGUAUAUAUUUGGGUAUAUUUUUGUCAAUAUUUAUGAUAGUGAGAAGGGGCAACGGAUGUAAAAAUGUGAAGUAGCUGGUUGAAGUAGUAAUUGUCUUGAAAUUAUGUUAAAUGUCGUCGGAUACGUAUACUGACGGUGAUUGUGACUUCUCUCCAGCAACUUUCGGAGUAAUGUCUAAGCUUUGUACAAAUGGAGAAACCACAAUAUCCCCUUUCGUCACCCCCACAUGAUAUGGAAAGGUUUUGGGAUGAAAGCUUGUGUAUUGCUGUCUUUAUCAUGUCGGAAAGUUUCGUAAUGCGAGCCAGCUCUGGCCAGAUGACCUCACCAUUUUGAUGACGUAGGUUUAGGUGCCUCGUGUUUAGGUGACUUGCACCAAAUUAUGAUGUCUGUUCGUGUUGUGAGAAAUGCUACACGCACACUUUUGUCGGAUAGAAGUAUUGCUGCUUUAAAGUAUCAUGAACGAGGUAAUUAAAAAAAGGCAUGACUGAGUUUUAUGACUUUUACAUGUAGAUAUUGGCUCGAGAAAUAAAAGUCUGGGUCUCCUA
Messenger RNA from Branchiostoma floridae (Florida lancelet), 1756 nucleotides. Its product is annotated as TLC domain-containing protein 4-like. The coding region runs from base 302 to 1063 and encodes 253 amino acids. Lineage: Eukaryota; Metazoa; Chordata; Leptocardii; Amphioxiformes; Branchiostomatidae. Gene Ontology annotation, cellular component: endoplasmic reticulum; membrane. Gene Ontology annotation, biological process: lipid homeostasis. The record is from RefSeq and is a predicted model, not a curated record. The transcript has 6 exons.